Molecule: messenger RNA, 1232 nt
Organism: Castor canadensis (American beaver)
Lineage: Eukaryota; Metazoa; Chordata; Mammalia; Rodentia; Castoridae
Gene: Zcchc12
Product: zinc finger CCHC-type containing 12
Cellular component (GO): nucleus
Molecular function (GO): nucleic acid binding; zinc ion binding
Source: RefSeq, a predicted model, not a curated record
AUGGCUAGCAUCCUUGCACGUGUGGGUAACAGCCGGCGGCAGAACGCAGCCUUGCCGCCUUGGGCCCAUUCCAUGCUGAGGUCCCUGGGGAGGAGUCUUGGUCCUUUGAUGGCCAACAUGGCAGAGAGAAACAUGAAGUUAUUCUCUGGGAGGGCAGUGCCAGCCCAGGGGGAAGAAACUUUUGAAAACUGGUUGAUUCAAGUCAAGGGGGUCUUGCCAAAUUGGAAUAUGUCAGAGGAGGAAAAGCUGAAACGCCUGAUGAAAACCCUCAGGGGCCCUGCAAGGGAGGUCAUGCGUUUGCUUCAGGCUGCCAACCCCAACCUAAGUGUGGCUGAUUUUUUGAGGGCAAUGAAACUGGUAUUUGGGGAGUCUGAGAGCAGCGUGACCGCCCAUGGUAAAUUUGUUAACACCCUGCAAGCGCAGGGGGAGAAAGCCUCCCUUUAUGUGAUCCGUUUGGAGGUGCAGCUCCAGAACGCUAUUCAGGCAGGCGUCCUAGCUGAGAGAGAUGCGAACCAGACUCGCCUGAACCAGCUCCUUGUAGGGGCUGAGCUGAGUAGGGACCUGCGCUGCAGGCUAAAGGGUCUUCUCAGGAUGUAUGCAAAUGAGCAGGAGCGCCUUCCCAAUUUCCUGGAUUUAAUCAGGAUGGUAAGGGAGGAAGAGGAUUGGGAUGAUGCCUUUACUAAACGGAAGCGGCCCAAAAGAUCUGAACCAAUAAUGGAACGAGCAGACAGCCCUGUGGCGUUUCAGGGGUCCCCGCCUAGAGCAAGUAGCAGUGCUGACUGCAAUGUGAUAGAGAUAGAUGAUACCCUGGAUGACUCGGAUGAGGAUGUGAUUCUGGUGGAGUCUGAGGACCCGCCACUCUCACCCUCGGGUGCCCCACCUCUCAGAAGCAGGGCCACAUUUGGGGACCAAGUGCUGGUCAUUGAUUCCCCUGACAAUUCCCGGGCUCAGUCUCCUUCCACCAGCCGUGGCUUGGGGCGGAAGAAUAAUGGUUCUGGGGAUGUUCGUAGAUCCAGGAAGCGAAAACAUGCAAAUGGCUGUUCUCAUUGUGGCCAGGAGGGCCAUUCAAAAGAAACCUGUGACAAUGAGAGUGACAAGGCCCAGGUUUUUGAGAAUCUGAUCAUCACCCUGAAGGAGCUGACACAUACACAGGAGGAGAGGCCAAGAGAGGCACCUGGGGAACCCAGUGAGCCCUCUGAGCUACAGUAAGGCGCCCACUCUCAGCCUUAAAU